AUGGAGCCAUUGAUGAGGUUGGGGAAAGAAAAGCCGGUGGUGAUAUUUGCAAAGAGCAACUGCGGCAUUUCCUACGCGAUUCAGUCGCUGAUAAUCAGUUUCGGCGCAAACCCUACAAUUUACAACUUAGAUCAACAUCCACAGGGCAGGGAGAUUGAGAAUGCAUUGCUUGGAUUAGGGUGUAAUCCAAGUGCUCCCGCUGUUUUCAUCGGGAAGCUGUUUGUGGGUGGUGCUAAUGAGGUUAUGAGUCUCAAUCUUAAAGGGAAGUUAAAGCCAUUGCUCAUCAAUGCUGGAGCCAUAUGGAUGUGA
Oldenlandia corymbosa var. corymbosa is the source of this 309-nucleotide messenger RNA. Lineage: Eukaryota; Viridiplantae; Streptophyta; Magnoliopsida; Gentianales; Rubiaceae. The record is from the annotation of a GenBank genome assembly.